This is a messenger RNA of Closterium sp. NIES-65, 2160 nucleotides long. The record is from the annotation of a GenBank genome assembly. Lineage: Eukaryota; Viridiplantae; Streptophyta; Zygnematophyceae; Desmidiales; Closteriaceae.
GGCCAACGAGCUAGUCUUGCACACCCCCAUCUGGUUGCACUUCCCCCGUCUAAUUCCUUCCUAUUCGCCUUCCUCCCUUUUCCCCUUCCCUCGUCCAAGGUGUGGGAGCGUGAGGUGGAGCACGUGUCCGGAGGAGAGCUGCAGCGCUUUGCCGUUGGAGUGGUGGGGGGGGCAGCUGGGAGACAGACAUCUACAUGUGGAGCAUCUGUCAGGAGGCGAGCUGCAGACGGUUUUGCCAUUGGAGUGGUGGCGGGGCAGCUGGGAGACAUCUACAUGUUCGAUGAGCCUUCCAGCUACCUGGACGUGCGGCAGCGAUUGAAGGCAGCCAGGGUCAUGCCGCUCGCUGCUGCGCCGCCGACAGGUAUGGUCAGUGGUCCGAACAGAUACGUCAUUGUGGUGGAGCACGAUCUCAGUGUGCUCGACUAUCUCUCGGACUUCAUCUGCUGCCUCUACGGCAAGCCCGGUGCCUACGGGGUGGUCACGCUGCCCUUCUCCGUGCGAGAGGGCAUCAACAUCUUCCUGGCUGGCUUCGUGCCAACCGAGAACCUGCGCUUCCGAGACGAGUCGCUCACAUUCAGGGUGAGUCUGCCGUUCCUCAAAGCACUCCUUUCCUCCCCUCCACUCCCUCUCCUCCGCCCGUGCCUCUUCUCCUUUCCCCCUCCCAUCAGGGGACGAAAAACCCUGGUGGAUAAUCCUGAGGAGGGAGGCCAAGACGUACAGUCGGUUCGGUACAGGUAUUUGGGCAUGAUCAAGAAGCACGGCGGGUUCAACCUCCUCCUUCCCCUCCCUCACUCCAUUCUUUCACCCCCCUUCAUUCCAUCUCAGGUGGCUGAAACCCCGGUUGCUGAAACCCCAGUCGAUAACCCUGAAGAGGCCAAGACGUACACGCGCUACAAGUACCCGCGCAUGGUCAAGAAGCAGGGCGGAUUCAAGCUGACGGUGGAACCUGGUGACUUCACGGACUCACAGAUCGUGGUGAUGCUGGGGGAGAACGGCACCGGCAAGACCACCUUUAUCCGCAUGCUGGUAGGGAAGCUGUCUCUCAUGGGUGCGCAUGCUGGUAGGCACAUGCCGGCCUCGUUGAAGGCAGAUCCAGACGAGGAGACCGGGAAAGAAGCUGAGGACCUCCCGGAGUUCAACGUGUCGUUACAAGCCGCAGAAGAUCAGCCGCAAGCUGGUCUCUUAAAGGCUGACCCGGACGAGGAGACCGGCAAGGAGGCCGAGGACCUCCCGGAGUUCAACGUGUCGUACAAGGCCGCAGAAGAUCUCCCCCAAGUUCCCCACAGCGUGCGCGCGCUGCUGCACUCCAAGAUCCGAGACUCGUUCCACCACCCACAGUUCAACACCGACGUGCUGCGCCCCAUGCAGAUCGACCCGCUCCUGGACCAGGAGGUGGUGAAUUUGUCGGGUGGGGAGCUGCAGCGCGUGGCUAUUACCUUUGUCUGGGAAAGAAGUUGCCCCAUGCAGAUCGACCCCCUGCUCGACCAGGAGGUGGUGAAAAUCUCAGGAGGGGAGCUGCAGCGCGUGGCCAUCACGCUGUGCCUUGGCAAGAUCGACCCCCUGCUCGACCAGGAGGUGGUGAAUUUGUCAGGAGGAGAGCUGCAGCGCAUGGCUAUUUCCCUCUGCCUUGGGAAGCCUGCCGACAUCUACCUCAUAGACGAGCCCUCGGCCUAUCUGGAUUCGGAGCAGCGCAUCGUGGCAGCCAAGCCUGCCGACAUCUACCUGAUUGAUGAACCCUCAGCCUACUUGGAUUCAGAGCAGCGCAUUGUGGCGGCCAAGCACGACUUCAUCAUGGCCACGUACCUGGCGGACCGCGUGAUUGUCUACGAGGGGCAGCCGUCCGUGGAUUGCACGGCUUGCACUCCUCAAGUCGCUCAACAGCGGCAUGAACCUCUUCCGGCAUGCCCAAGGGAGCUGUGCGCUUGUAGGGUGCACUCAUGGAACCCCUUUCUCCCUCCCGUUUUCACCUCUUCUCGCUACCGUGCCCCUCACAACCAUCGUUUCCUCCCACCCCCAACCACCACCACCCUCCCCCCCCAGCAACUGGACAUCACGUUCCGGCGCGACCCCACCAACUUUCGGCCGCGCAUCAACAAGAUGGAUUCUGUCAAGGACCGCGAGCAGAAGAAUGCCGGCACCUACUACUACCUGGACGACUGA